Messenger RNA from Panicum virgatum (switchgrass), 1077 nucleotides. RefSeq names its product protein translocase subunit SECA1, chloroplastic-like. Gene Ontology annotation, biological process: protein targeting; protein import. Gene Ontology annotation, molecular function: ABC-type protein transporter activity; ATP binding. The transcript has 5 exons. The record is from RefSeq and is a predicted model, not a curated record. NCBI's taxonomy places the organism in Eukaryota, Viridiplantae, Streptophyta, Magnoliopsida, Poales, Poaceae. Gene Ontology annotation, cellular component: membrane. Bases 1 to 798 code for a protein of 265 amino acids.
AUGAAGCUCAGAGGAAAGUUGAGAACUACUUUUUUUGACAUCAGGAAGCAAUUAUUUGAGUAUGACGAGGUGUUGAAUAGCCAGAGAGAUCGUGCAAAUAUAGGCCCUGAUACUCCAAAGGAAAAUUGGGAGCUCAGCAAGCUUAUAGCUAAACUACAGCAGUAUUGCUAUCUUUUGGAUGACUUGACACCAGAAUUGUUGGAGAGCAAAACUUCAAGCUAUGAGGAUUUGCGGGAGUAUCUUCGUAAGCGAGGACGUGAAGCAUACUUCCAAAAAACUGAAAUUGUGGAGAAGCAAGCUCCUGGCUUGAUGAAAGAAGCUGAGCGGUUCCUAAUUUUAAGCAAUAUUGAUAGGCUCUGGAAAGAACACCUCCAGGCACUAAAGUUUGUGCAACAAGCUGUUGGUUUAAGGGGUUAUGCCCAACGAGAUCCCCUUAUUGAGUACAAACUUGAGGGAUACAACCUGUUCUUGGACAUGAUGGCUCAAAUCCGGAGAAAUGUUAUUUAUUCAGUAUAUCAGUUCAAACCAGUGGUGAAGAACCAAGAAGAGGAAAAACCCCAGAAUAAGGGGUCCAAAAAGAAAGUGGACAAAGGUGCUAACUUGGUGCUGCCCAAGCUGCAUCAUGAUCGACCUGUGAGAAAUGUUGCGUUGUGCAAAGUUGCACUUGGUGGUGGCAAUCUCCAUGUGUAUACCCUCUCUUACACUGUAUCACCCUAUGUGAUGACAUUUCAGUGCAGGAGAAAUGUGAUGAGCAAUUCAAUGUGGCAGCUUCUACUGGGACACAGCUUCAAUAUGUAGCUUUUUACUUGAAUUGUGGGUCCUGCGGGCAAAUUUUGCAUGGCAACUGAACACACUGUUCAUAGUAUGAAUAGAAUCACAAUUUAGUAGUUGUACAUAAAUAGAAUUUGCCAUAGGAAGAGUUUUGUUCCUGUACCCACGGUUUUGUAUAAUGUAGUAAUCCAUUCUUGCUGGCAGAAAUCACAUCUUUUGCAGGGUUAACAUGAGCAGCCAGAAAGAAUUCUAAUCUAGAUAACAUUUGCUGGUAGUAUGGCAUCUGGCAAAAAUUACAGAUAGCAA